Molecule: messenger RNA, 1140 nt
Organism: Lodderomyces oxycetoniae
Lineage: Eukaryota; Fungi; Ascomycota; Pichiomycetes; Serinales; Debaryomycetaceae
Gene: RTT109
Product: H3 histone acetyltransferase
Exons: 1
Coding region: 1-1140 (379 amino acids)
Biological process (GO): regulation of DNA-templated transcription; DNA replication-dependent chromatin disassembly; DNA damage response
Cellular component (GO): nucleus
Molecular function (GO): histone H3K56 acetyltransferase activity
Source: RefSeq, a predicted model, not a curated record
AUGUCUUUUUCAUCAAAAUUGUCCGAGGUUCUUCUUCCUAAAAAUGGAAACUUUAAAUUUGCACAUAUCCAAUCAAGGCCAAUCUAUGUCAAAUCGCCAAUACAUUUGAGAAAAUCAGUAGUCAAACCAGAUACAGUAAAGAUUCGACAUUUUUUCACUUUGAUUCUAGAUGAUUUGAUUCUUGUAGGAAUUGAAAUUUUUGUGUACAUACAAAUAUACGAGGACCAUGUUGUUCGGUUUAUCUUUGUUUCGAAAUGUGACACAACAGGAUUAGUUAAAUUGGAGUUUAGAGUUGGUACUGUUGUUGAAAUUUUUCUUCAAAGUGUUGUUGAAUUUGAUAUUUCUCGGUAUAUGAUCCGAUGUAAGAAAAAGGAAAAAUUUGAGAAGGGAUCGAUUGCGUCAACUGGGGCAGUCACCUUGAUUAGAAAACUACAGGAAAAGUUAGCUGACAAAAACUAUUAUAAGAAAUUACGGUACUAUAACAACAACAACCGAAAAUCAACUUUAGAAAACAAAAAAAAUCUUAGAUUGAUUCCAACUACUCAAAAUUUGAGACUUUGUUUGUUCACCAGGUCUGCACAAGAGUAUUUAUUUCCUGACUCGUUGAAAAAUAAAUACAAACAUUUGAUCAAUGGACAAGCAUUGCUCAAAUGGUGGAUACCCAUAAUUGAUCGAGUCACUAAAUCGUGGCCAAUACAAAGGCUAAUAAUUCCAGGUUCAGACAAACUAGCUACUAAACGAUUCAUUGCUGACUUGCCCAAUUGGACACAAGGACAUAUUUUCCUGGAAGGUUUGGCAGUGUAUAGUAUUCCUUUAUUCCCCGAUGACCCCAAGGGACGAUUUUUGGAACAUUUAAUAGUAGAAAAUCGGUACAAUCGUGUUAGGACUGCACAAUUUUAUCAAGAAUUGGGAUUCCGACAAGAGUUUCUUUCCAAUAAUUUAGUGCUGAUGAUUGGUUGCUCGGUUGAUAAUCAUGUGGUGGCAGCAUUGGACACAGAAAAAGCCCAAGAUCCAAGCGUUGUAACUGUUUCAAGAUACAAAAAGAUAAUUAGACUGUUGAAGGGAAUUAGAUUUAAUAUCAAAUCGGAAGUUGAAAACGCUUCUACUGUGAUUUUGCAAGAAUUCUUGUGUGAAAUUUAG